This is a messenger RNA of Neltuma alba, 1725 nucleotides long. RefSeq names its product protein ZINC INDUCED FACILITATOR-LIKE 1. Gene Ontology annotation, cellular component: plasma membrane; plant-type vacuole membrane. The coding region runs from base 80 to 1594 and encodes 504 amino acids. Gene Ontology annotation, molecular function: solute:potassium antiporter activity. The record is from RefSeq and is a predicted model, not a curated record. NCBI's taxonomy places the organism in Eukaryota, Viridiplantae, Streptophyta, Magnoliopsida, Fabales, Fabaceae. Gene Ontology annotation, biological process: regulation of stomatal closure; transmembrane transport. The transcript is spliced from 17 exons.
GCUUGGGCGUGUUCUGAAUCGGAAAUACUCUCAAAAUAGUAUUCAGGAAGAAGAAGGAGGAUCUCGCGGAGAACCAAAAAUGGCGGGCGAUGAUAACAGAGAUCGCGGUAACGGAGAGCCGCUGCUGAAGAAUCGAUACUAUAAGAACUGCCCGGGCUGUGAGGUGGACCGAGCCAAAGAACUGAACCAAGGAUCACCGGUAAAGCAUCUUCUCAACAUAUGGAUGCUUACUAUGUGCACUACGCUGCCUAUAUCAUGUAUCUUUCCAUUCAUUUAUUUCAUGGUAAGAGAUUUUGGUAUUGCAGAAACGGAGGCAGACAUUGGUUCCUAUGCUGGUUAUGUGGGUUCUUCAUUUAUGCUUGGCAGAGGAUUGACAUCUGUAGCUUGGGGAAUAGUGGCUGAUCGAUAUGGUCGAAAGUAUACUAUACUCAUAGGAACUGUUGCAGUCAUUGUGUUUAACACGCUAUUUGGCUUAUGUACGAGUUUUUGGAUGGCUGUUAUUACGAGAUUCCUUCUUGGAGGCUUGAAUGGUUCACUUGGAACAAUCAUGGCUUAUUGCACUGAAAUUCUUCCAGAAGAAUACCAAGCUACAGGACUCGCAACUUACAGCUCAGCUUGGGGCAUAGCCUUAGUCAUUGGUCCAGCAUUAGGAGGCUAUUUGGCUCAGGAGCACACCUAUCAAACGUGGAUCAAUUCUCCUUCUAAUAAUUUGGGAAUUUUGGUAUUGCAGCCAGUAGAGAAAUAUCCACAUAUAUUUCCAAAAGGAUCCUUAUUUGAUAAGUUUCCAUACUUCCUGCCCUGCUUUGUAAUAUCAGCCUUUGCACUUGCUGUAUUAGUUGCGUGCAUCUGGCUCCCGGAAACAUUGCACAAACACAAUGUUAGCAAUGAGUCCAAUAAGGAUGCGGAGGCUUUUGAAAAUGAAAUCACGGAGAAAACAGUUCAGAAAGAUGAAAACCUCUUCCUGAAUUGGCCCCUCAUGUCAUCAAUCAUUGUUUAUUGUGUUUUCUCACUGCAUGAUAUAACCUAUGCAGAGGUUUUCUCAUUAUGGGCUGUCAGUCCUUUAGAGCUGGGGGGUUUAAAUUUUACAACGGAUGAUGUCGGCAAUGUUCUUUCAAUAUCAGGAUUUGCUCUUUUGCUUUACCAAAUCUUCCUUUAUCCGACUAUGGAGAAAGUAUGUGGAACCAUUAAUCUUGCUCGCAUAGCAGCGGCUUUAACCAUACCUCUCUUGCAAAGUUACCCUUUCAUAGCGAUGCUAUCUGGCUUUCCACUGCACCUAGUGAUAACUAUUGCUUCAGUCCUUAUGUUAUGUAUCCCUGCAAUAAUUGAUACCUGUUUAUUCCUUUUGCAAAAUAGAGCAGUGGAACAACACCAAAGGGGAGCAGCUAAUGGUAUUGCUAUGACAGCUAUGUCACUCUUCAAAGCAGGUGGCCCUGCUUUAGGUGGUGUAGUAUUAAGUUGGUCACAAAAGCGGUUAAAUGCUUCUUUCCUCCCAGGCACAAAUUUGGUGUUUUUUAUGCUGAACCUAGUAGAAGCACUUGGAGUUCUGAUGAUGUUCAAACCAUUCCUGGCUGAGAGAAAAGAACAGUUACAAUGAUGUCAAUAAAUGUUUAAACGUGAAGUGAUGAAGCAAUCAUCAGUUAUGAGAUAUUUUUGUGAGGGGAUGCUAUUGGCUGAUUGAUAUGAGCAAUAUAAUAUAUAUAUUGACUCUCUCUCUCUCUCUCUCUC